AUCAUUGCACACCUACUCAUCUACUGAAUUCACUUAUCGUACUUUACUGUAGUUUUAAAACUAUGCUCACUUAUAUCACAAAUAUCGUUAUUAUUAUUAUCAUUACUUUGUAUGGAUCUACGAUUUCAGGUAAUAAGUAAUUAUGUCGCUUGCGGUUGUGUGCUGAUCUUGAUUCUCAUAAAACUAAACGAGAUCGGAGACUAGGAGGUAAUGAAUCUGUCACUAGUAUAUAAGACAAGUUAUUUCACAACAUGGACAUAAGUUUUUCAAACGUCCUUUGAACAAACAACUAACUAACUAACUAAACAAUGCGUUCAUCAAUUUUUAUGCUGGUAGCCUGUGCUCUUGUUGUUGGAGUACUUGGAGACGAAGAGAGAAGGGCAAAAAUGAAAGCAACCUUCAAGAAGUGUCUCAAGGAAGGAGGAAUUGAAAAAGAAGAGCUACAUAAGGCUCAUGAAGCUCAGAAAAACGGAGAAGAACCCGAUCAAAAAAUAAAAUGCUUCGAAGCUUGUAUGGUCAAAGAAAUGGGUGUUAUGGUUGAUGGACAAUUCAACAAAGACAAAAUACUCGAGAAGCUUCCAGCUGACAUACCAGAUCGUGAAAAGAAGGUUGAAGCGAUCACAAAAUGCAUUGAAGAGAAGGGAAGUGACGAGUGCCAGACAGCUUAUCUCGUAAUGAAGUGCCUGCAUGACAAUAAGGUACUGUACAGGCACUGCCUCAUCAUCACCACCAUCACGACCAAUAAUUGUUUCUGGACAAACUUGGUGUUGUGCAACUUCAUAAUUCAACGGCCAUGAUAUGAAACAGAAUUUUAAAUUAUAUAAUGGAAAAAUGUUGGUAAUUAUUAUUGUUAAUAGAAUCAUUAAUAAU
Cotesia congregata is the source of this 870-nucleotide messenger RNA. NCBI's taxonomy places the organism in Eukaryota, Metazoa, Arthropoda, Insecta, Hymenoptera, Braconidae. The record is from the annotation of a GenBank genome assembly.